Molecule: messenger RNA, 5687 nt
Organism: Scomber scombrus (Atlantic mackerel)
Lineage: Eukaryota; Metazoa; Chordata; Actinopteri; Scombriformes; Scombridae
Product: LON peptidase N-terminal domain and RING finger protein 2-like
Exons: 12
Coding region: 903-3239 (778 amino acids)
Molecular function (GO): protein binding
Source: RefSeq, a predicted model, not a curated record
CCCACCUUUAGCUGCUCGAGCUAACUGGCUAGCGACCAGGACUCACUACUCUGGCGGGGGGAGUUUAUUUUCAACGACGGGUUAGUCGUUUUCUGAAGAGGAGGACAAGGUAUUCAGAGUCGAUGAAAGAUACGGAUUUUGGAUAUACAAGAGUUCGUUUGUUGAGCGGGACGAGUGGCGAAAGGGGGAGUCGGUGUUAGUCUCUUAACCCACUGUUACGUUAGCUAGCACGCCUUCACUCUUACAUAAAAACAACAGCCGCGACCUACUGUAGCCAAGCUAUGUAACAGAUUUAUCCUCAACCCUCAUAUACUGUGAGCAACUUCAAAACUUAAACCUGUGCUUUUUUGAGUUGACAUAACGUUAGUAUCGUAACGGCGAGACCAAAUUGAUAUUAAGCUUCUUACUUACUAAGCCCGGAGAAUUGUUUACCCACCGUUGCUUGACUAACGUUAAACAUGCUAUAGAGUCAUUGUUUAAGUGUUUUCUUGGAAACGUCAUUAUCUGUGAAGUUUCUACGCAAACAGACCACCUUCUGGCUCUUUUACGGGGGAGAGAGGGGGCUGACAAGCGGAGGUAAAUAAACCCAACCUCCUGCCUCCGCGGUGCAGUAGCCGGUGUUUACAGGUUUAAGCGCAUCCGCUGUUGCCUUUAUUGGUGGAGAGGCUAUAGCUGACUGUCAGUGGGACUUUUAAACGACAGAGCUAAAGUAAACAGGCUUUUUAGUGUUCUUAACCUUCUUCCAAUGGCGAGCGGUCGGUGUCAGGCACAAUUAUAUGAUUGGUUUUACAGAAAGGCGUUAAAUGAUAGUUAUCCUGACAUGUUUACUGAACAGCGUGGAGAGGUAGGUGCGCAUUUCCGAGAAUCUCAGUGAACAGCUGUCUGAUAUCCAAGAAGAAGAGAUGGAGACGGGUGUGAGGUCUCACCAGGGCGAGCUAUUCGUCCACCCGCUCUCCAACCCCGGGGCUGCGGGGAUAUUCCCCGAAAUGCUGGAGGUGGCAGAAGAGGCGAGUAGGGCUGGAGAUUUUAACCUGGCUGUGGAGAUCUACAGCUCCCAACUCGCAGACCUUCAGCAGCCGGACAGGGGCUUGUGUCUCAGAAAGGCUGACUCUCUGGCCCGCGCCGGGCGAAUAUCUGAGGCUCUGGACUCGUACUGCUUAGCGGCCAGCCUGGGCAAACUACGCCCGCAGGAGCUUCCCUUGCUGGUGGAAACCAUCGCCCACACUCUCCGCGAGAAAGAGCUGGGCAUAGCCGGGACUUUAAACUCACAAGUCAAAAGCAGCAAUGGGGGAGAUGGGGUUGAAAGUGAUGUUGAGUGUAUAGAGGAUGAAGCACUGGAUUUAUUCUCCUGUCGCCUCUGCAAGUGUCUCCUCCAUGAGCCCACCACUGUGGAGUGCGGACACACUUUCUGCAAACGCUGCUUGGAAGCAGACUCCGUCAAAGACUGUACACACUGCAAACAAAAGUUGAACAAAAAUGACAUACUGCCGAACGGCCGGAGGAUAAAUGUGGUUCUCAGCGGCCUGCUGGAUAAACUGUUUGCAACUGAGAGUAAAUCUAGGAAAUACUGGAUGGAGGCGGAGGUUUUGUGGGAAAAACAGAGUCUCGCGGAUGCUUUGGAGAAGUACAACGCAGCAGUGGAUUUAGUGCCCUCUUCAGGCAGAUUGCUGUGCCAGCGGGCGGAGCUGCACAUGGAGAUGAGGAACUUCAGCCAGGCAGUGCAGGACUCCAGCAGCGUCUGUAGGAUCAAACCUCUCUGUACAAAGGCUCACUAUGUGAAAGCCACAGCGCUGAGUAAAGGAGGUCGGAAUGAUGAGGCUUUGCAGGAGUAUUUCUUGUGUUUGGCGCUCAAACCCGACUGGACCAAAGUCAAACUGGAGGCACAGAAAGUUCUCAGUGAGCUGUUCCACUCUGUGUUCGAGAACGAGGACCUGCCAACGCCGGUGCACCCUCUGCAGGGGGGGUUGGCCACUCGCCUCAUUAAACCCCCAGCCUUGCUCAGGUCCCUGAGGCCGAUCACGCAGAGAACUGGAUCCUCUUCGCAGAACUCGGAAUUCAGUGUGACUAAAAGCACUCCAGUGGACGACACAUCCUCCAGACUCUCCGCUCUGUCUCCUGGUAAAUCUGACCGUCCUUCUGGGGAAGGCAGCACCAAGACCCUGAGCGAUGUUCUGGCUGCACUGCCAGCGCCGCCCGGUGGCAUUAAGAGGAAACACAGCGGAGACGGACCAUUGGCAAACUUGAACACCCCCUCCAAACUGCUCAGAGCUGAUGGGGCAAGCAGCAUUCCGACGGCCACGGUUUGUGGAGGCAGGGUGGUUCCUGCUGACCUGAUGGACAGCGGAGACUUGGAGUGUUCACUCUGCAUGAGAUUGUUCUAUGAGCCGGUGGCCACACCCUGCGGACACACCUUCUGCCUCAAAUGUCUGGAGCGCUGCCUGGACCACAAUCCCAACUGCCCUCUGUGCAAGGAGAAUCUGUCCGAGUAUCUGGCCACCAGGGGUUACAACAAGACCCUGCUGAUGGAGGAAGUGCUGCAGCGUUACCUUGGAGACGAAGUGGAAGAAAGGAAGAAGAUCAGUGAGGAGGAGAUGAAAGAGCUAUCCAACUUGAACCAGGAAGUGCCUAUCUUCGUGUGCACAAUGGCCUUCCCCACCAUUCCCUGUCCGCUGCAUGUGUUUGAGCCGCGCUACCGCCUCAUGAUCCGUCGCUCCAUGGAGACCGGCACCAAGCAGUUCGGAAUGUGCAUAGCCGAUGAGCUCAAAGGCUUUGCUGACUACGGCUGUAUGCUGCAGGUGCGAGAUGUUAAGUUUUUUCCCGACGGCCGCUCGGUGGUCGACACCAUCGGCGUGUCGCGGUUCAAGGUUCUCAGCCACGGACAGAGAGACGGCUACCACACUGCCAAGAUAGAGUACUUGGAAGACAAGAAGGUGGAAGGAGAGGAGCUGGUGGAACUCCUGAAGCUGCACGACUCUGUGUACGAGCAGGCAAACAGCUGGUUCACAUCACUGAAAGACAACAUGAAGAGCCAGAUCCUCAGCCAUUUCGGACACCUUCCCAGCAAAGACCCCGACCCGCCGGCCAGUCCCAGCGGUCCAGCCUGGUGCUGGUGGCUGCUCGCCGUCCUCCCGCUUGAGAAUCGAGCCCAGCUCACCAUCCUAUCCAUGAACUCCCUCAAAGACCGCCUCAUCGCCAUCCGUAGGGUCCUCAUUUUCGUCACACGCAAGAAGCCUCGAUGAUGGUCCGGCUGUGUGGGCAGGAGGCUCGGGGGGCAAGAGCAACAGCAGAAUUGACAACAAUUCAUUUGUUCGUUCAUUCAUUCACUCACUCAUUAGUACAUGUGUUUACACACUCCCCUGAAUUCCUUCCCGUGUGAUGCAGACUUUUACUGAGCGCACGUCAGUUCGGGUGAGAGCGACGGGGGACAUCCAGUCACCCCCCCACCCCCACCCACUACCCACCACCAUCACCUGCAUCUUCUCAUCACACCUUUCUGAAUGAGUGACCUCUCACUCCUAGUUCUCUACCUUCAAGACCGAGAUAAAUAAACUGUUUCUUUGAACUUAGGUCACGUCCGGGUAACCCUCUGUUAUGAAGGAACAAAAAGACCUGUGAUCACAGGCAGUGUGGGCAGGUUCAAGAGAACAUUUCCUACAUAAACUAAGCAGUAUUUCACAUGCGCUGAAACCCUGAGAGCGGUGUGCCUCCCUCCUCUCUCCCUCUCGCCCCUCCCCCCUUGCAUCAACAACUGACAGUUUGCACAGAAAUAAAGUAACACAAAUGGAAACCUCACCUGCUGAAAUAUGAAGCAAAAACAACAACAAAAACACUUGGCGAGACAGCAGUGCACAUAAAAGUGAAUGUACUAGUCUGGCUGUAUGUAGUAGGCGGAUGUAUUUCUUCUUUUAUUUCCUCCCUGCUACAUUUACAGAGUCCUCUUUGGGCAAAGGCGCACACAAGGUUAGUUUUCCCAUCCGCAUGUGCACCUGCAAACAGGCUGCUUCACUCCUUUUAGAAUCUUCCAGACUGAGCCAAAAUUUGAUGUGCACAGAUGUUGCAUCGCUGCCGGGCACGUACCUCAGUAAUUGUUUUUUCCUGAUAGAAAACUAAGAGAGCUGGUGCCACGAGAGUCAUCGCGACAAGAUAGAAAGGCACCCGCGCUGACACUACAAAUCAUCUGGACUACAGCAUUUUGAGAACAAGCGCGACUCCCAAGUCGCUCAAGUUGUUAGUUGCAUUUAGGAAAAAAUACAUCCUCCCAGAUCGAGCUGAUCUGGAACUUUCUGUCCUAUUGUAGCAUAUCUCUGGGACUUCAAUUCUAGACUUAGUUAUAAGGGUUGAUUUUGUAUUUUUGUUUUUUGUUUGUUUUCCCUCUCUCUUUUUUUCUCACUCUGCUAUGCCCUUAAGUGUAUGUGUAUGGUGAAAUCUUUAAGUGAUUUGUAUGUAUAUCAGUGUAACUCGGAGGCCUUUUUAAUGUUUUAUUUAAGGAACAUUUCACCCCCACUCUCCGUAUUUCUUCUUUUCUUUCUCAGUACAUUUACACGGACGCUGUAGUGCGAUUACUACCAAUAACCAGCUUUAAUGGUACCCUGUGAGAGUUUUCUUGGAAACAAUUAGUUAUUUUUAUAUUCAAUGUUUCUGCCAAAUAUAUUGUGUCGAGUAAUUUUCAUUCCUCAUAAAACAGUGGAAAAUAUUCUAGGAUAUUUUUGAACUUGAAUGGUUCCUUUACUGGCACAUAGUUUUGUCCUUUGGUGCUCGGCAUCACCAGCUGUUGGCAGGACUGUGUCAUUGCUCUUUAGUGCCCCUAAUGGUCAAAAGCUCUACAGGAAACUGUUCAAAAUUGGUUCAACAUUGCACAAUAAAAACCCAAAUUUAAAAGAUGAUUGGGUUAAAGGUACCUUUGAAUUUUUUUGACCACUAACAACCCCAUGGAUGUAUUAUAAGGGCUGGAUAGGUUGCUGCUGCUUAGCCAUCAGCCUAUUUUCCCCAGUGGCUACUCAUGGUAUUGCAGUAAAAGCAUUUUCCCCAUAGACCACCAUUGUAAAAGAGACGUCUGUAAAACUGCUGACAUGACACCUUGAACAGUCAAUUAUGUUCUGUUUUAUGGCUCGUUAUCAUGAUUUUUUGAUCCAUGGAGGUUUUAUACGAGUAAAAUUAAAAUUACUAAAUUAAUUUAGCCGAGAAAAGCAAUUUAAAAAAAAUGUCACGUCAUCCCAAAGUGAAGACUUUGCAGAUGUUUUGAGGAAUGAAAUGGCCUCAGAGAUCCACACGAUAUAUUUUGAUGAGAAACAGUGAAUGUAAACACAUAGAGGAAAACUCCACAGAGUACAGUUCAUGUGUGGAAAGAUGAGCGGUGAAAGAAAUGUAGGAACCAAGUGAAAUCAGUCCAAGUGUCACGAGCCACCGUAACUCUAAACAGUGAGGAGCAGUCUGGGUCUUACAGUCACUUUAUGUUUAACUUUAACCUGGUUAAGUUGGGGGGGGGGGGGGGGUUUAUCAUUGGACAGUCGUGGUCGUAAAUGCGUCAGUAGCAUUCAUGUAAAUGCACUGUUUCUCUGUAUAAUUCUGUCCUUCCAAAUGUUUGUGACUCCACUGCAGUCACUUGCUCUCUGUACGGGGGUCGGGGUUCACAACAUGCUGCAUUUCCCUGGUAUAUUUGAAAAGGGGGAUCUUAUACCUAUUUUUUA